AUGUACCAAGAACUGAGAGAAGAGGUAGAACACAUGGAAUGGAAGAAAAUGUUCUUCUCCAACUAUGCAAGACCAAGAGCAGUGUUUAUCCUUUGGCUUACUGCUAGGGGGAGACUUCAAACAAAGGACAGACUGAUACGGUAUGGUAUUAAUGUUGAUGCUAAUUGUGUUUUUUGCUCAGCGGAGGAAACAAUGGAUCAUCUAUUGUUUGAGUGCAGCAAAACAAAUGAAGUAUGGCGUAACAUUCUGACUUGGGUUGGAUAUAACAGGAUCCCUUCCACUUGGACUAAUGAGAGCACAUGGCUCAUCACUAAAACGAGGAAGAAAGGAUGGAGACGAGACAUCCUCAAAGUUGCCAUUGCAGAGACAGUUUAUGCUGUUUGGAGAAUGCGCAAUGAAUUAAUCUUCAACCAACACACAAUGGAUGAUACAAUUACGAAUACGAUAAAGGAAAAUGUAGUUUUGAGAUGUAUAGGAUAUAAGAAGAUUGCUAAUCACAUUAAUAGAGAAAAUUUAUGUAUUGAAUAG
Vicia villosa (hairy vetch) is the source of this 528-nucleotide messenger RNA. RefSeq lists its product as uncharacterized. The record is from RefSeq and is a predicted model, not a curated record. Lineage: Eukaryota; Viridiplantae; Streptophyta; Magnoliopsida; Fabales; Fabaceae. Bases 1 to 528 code for a protein of 175 amino acids. The transcript has a single exon.